GGCAUAUUCUCAAAUCUCAAUCGAAGAGUUCAAACUUCAAAGGGACUUAAAUGAGAUUCCUAGAAAAUUUUAGGACAGACAUUGAGCCCCCCAAAAUAAGUAUUAACCAAAAUCUCUCUCCUGAUCACCUAGCAAAAGUGAGAAUUUCCCCAGAAAGGAAAAAGCAAAAUCCAGAAAAAAAAGAAAAAAGAAAAAUCAAAUCAAAAACAAGAUUCACAACCCAAAAACUGCUCGAAAAUAUUUCACUUCCUCACUCCACAGAAAGCAAUGUUUUGCUAAAAAAUACAAGGAAAGCCUUUUUUUUUUUUUUUUUUUCAUUCACCUGUCACAUUAGAAAUGGUGGCGAAGGAAUCAAUAUCAUCACUAUUGUGUAAAGAAGAUGUGUGUUUGGUUGCGGAUAUGACCUGUGUUUCGAUCUGUACUUGUGGGAGUUGCUUCUAGUUGCGGGCUUUUUUUUCCUAUUUGAUUUAGGAGCUGUGUAUUGAUUAGUUUCAUGAAUGGCUGACUCGAGCAAAGUUGAUGUUAUCUUGGAAUUUUUGAGGAGGAACAAUUUUAGUAGGGCGGAGGCUGCAUUACGAAGUGAGCUGAGUAACCGUCCUGAUUUAAAUGGUCUUUUUCAGAAGCUUAUGCUUGAGGAUAAGGGAAUAAGCACUCCAUUUGAAGAAGUAAAUGGAGAAAAACCGAUUUUAGAAAACGUAGCAAAUAGUUCUCGGGGCAGUGGGGAUUUUUUGAAAGACUCCAGUUCACGGAGCAGUGGUGAAGUUUCUAACGAGCUUAUUGUCAAAGAGAUAGAAUGCGGAACAGAUAAAAAUGGGUCUGAGAAGAAGUGGAAGACUAUGUCCAGUUCUGGAGAGAAGAGCAAAAUGAAUGAAUCAGUUGGAGCAAGCGACAAAAAUGUUACAUUUUCAAAGGGUUCAGAUGAUUUGGUGCUGGAUUUGCAUGCGUGGAAACAUGCUCACAGUAAUGGCCCAAUUGUAUCUGGUCAGAAUGAUGUUUCAAAUGUUAGCCUGAACAAUUUUUCAGGGUUUCAAGUUUCUGGGAGAUCAAAGCUUAGUUUAGGUGAGGUUAUGGAGAGUGGUAAGGCUAAUGCUAAAUGUGGGGAAGAUGAAAACCCUUCUGGUGAAAAGAGAAUUACAUGGGCUGGAAGUUCAAAUAAGUCAACUCUGGAACUGAAACAUGAGAGAAUUCAAGAUGCUGAUCUUAAAGAAGUUGACCCACCACACAGGCAAACAGGAGGGAGCAUUAAAGAUGAUUCUGGGGACUAUCCAUGGCCCAGAAGUGAGGAACUCUCGCACCCGUCUUCUGAAGUUUGGAAAGACUGUUCUGUGAAAACUAUUCUCCCAUUUUAUAAAAGUGAGACAUCAACCAGUUAUGAUAGUACCAUCACUACUGGUGACAAAAAGGAAGUCAAAAGAAAGACUGAGAUGAAUGAUAUUCGGGCUGCAAUAAAAGAGCAGGUAGAUGAGGUUGGAAGAGCCUUAUACCUUGCAAGGACUCAUGGGAGUGAGCCAAAAGAUUUUAACAGCUACUUUACUCAUGCCAAUGAAAACCAGAAGGAAGAGUUUCCUAGGCUGCCUCCUGUCAAACUGAAGUCAGAAGACAAACCCUUCAACAGUUGGGAAGGGAAGAUUGAAGUUGAUGGAAUCGGCUCGAAGUGUACGACUUCAGAUAAUACUUACCUUAUUGGGUCAUUUUUGGAUGGUUCAAUUGGACAAGAAAUUAACCCUUCAGGUAAUAAACGGCCUGUUGGAGGCAGCUGGUUAUCUGUAAGUCAGGGGAUAUCUGAGGAUACUUCUGAUCUAGUGUCUGGUUUUGCAACUAUUGGCGAUGGAUUGAGUGAAUCCAUUGACUACCCAAAUGAGUAUUGGGACUCUGAUGAAUAUGAUGAUGAUGAUGAUGUUGGCUACAUGAGACAGCCUAUUGAAGAUGAGACCUGGUUUCUGGCCCAUGAAAUUGAUUAUCCAAGUGACAAUGAGAAGGGGACAGGACAUGGGAGUGUCCCAGAUCCUCAAGAUAGAGGACAAAACAAAAAUGAUGAGGACGAUCAGUCAUUUGCAGAAGAGGAUUCCUACUUCUCUGGGGAGCAGUAUUUCCAGUCAAAAAACGUUGAUCCCGUUGGCCCUUCUGAUGAUCCUAUAGGGCUGUCGAUGACUGGAAUGUAUCGAGGAGGUGAUGAGAAUGAUCUCAUUGCACAUUAUGAUGGACAAUUGAUGGAUGAGGAGGAACUGAAUUUGAUGCGGGCAGAGCCUGUUUGGCAAGGUUUUGUCACACAGACAAAUGAACUUAUCAUGUUAGGUGAUGGGAAAGUUGUGAAUGAUUGUGGAAGGCCUCGGUUAGAUGAUGGAAUGGAUGACGAUCAGCACGGUUCAGUAAGAUCAAUAGGAGUAGGGAUUAAUAGUGAUGCUGCUGAUAUAGGCAGUGAGGUCAGGGAAAGUUUGGUUGGCGGUAGCAGUGAGGGGGAUUUAGAGUACUACCCUGAUGCAGAAAUUGGUAUUGGAUUGUCUAGACGAACACAGCGUGAUUCAGAGAAGAACUACUGUGAGUUUCCAAGAACUGACAAAAGGAAGUCAAGCAAAAGCAAUGUAGAUAACUUUAUAGCUGCAACUGAUAAAGAUGUGUAUUCUCAGGCCAAAAAUCACCCGGAUGGUGGGUUUUCCUUUCCUCCUCCUAGAGAUAAAGAGUUGGUUCAGGAGACCUCUGGAAAACCUUCGUGGUCUAAGAAAGGGAAUGCUAUUGUGAGUGAUGAAGCCGAGGAUAAUAUGGUGACGAAUGAUGACAUGCUCGCUCCUUGGAGGCGUAAAAGCAGUGAAUCAUCACCUGUGAAGAGUUCUAAGGAAGAAAGCAAUGCUAACAUUGCGGGAUCUGCAAAUUCUAGCCCUUCAUCAUUUUCUAAUUAUGCAUAUGGUGAGACAGAGCAUGCAAAGAAAGAAGAUGUUGUACUGGCCAGAUCAAGAGCAACAGAAGAAGAUCCAGGUGCCUUACUAGAGGACGAAGAGGCUAUUGCUGUGCAAGAGCAAGUGAAACAGAUAAAGGCACAGGAGGAAGAGUUUGAAACCUUUGAUCUUAAAAUCGUGCAUCGGAAAAACAGGACUGGCUUUGAGGAGGAUAAAAACUUUCAUGUUGUUUUGAAUUCAGUCAUUGCUGGGCGUUAUCAUGUAACUGAGUAUCUUGGAUCCGCGGCAUUUAGUAAAGCUAUCCAAGCACAUGACCUUCACACUGGCAUGGAUGUGUGUGUGAAAAUUAUUAAGAACAACAAGGAUUUUUUUGAUCAGAGCCUUGAUGAGAUAAAGCUUCUCAAGUAUGUGAAUAAGCACGAUCCUGGUGACAGAUACCAUCUUCUUCGCUUGUAUGAUUAUUUUUACUAUAGAGAACAUUUAUUGAUUGUUUGUGAGCUCCUGAAGGCUAAUUUGUACGAGUUUCAUAAAUUCAAUAGAGAAUCUGGCGGGGAGGUUUACUUUACUAUGCCAAGACUUCAGUCAAUAACUAUUCAGUGCUUGGAAGCACUUCAAUUUUUGCACGGUCUGGGCCUUAUACAUUGUGACUUGAAGCCUGAGAACAUUCUUGUCAAAAGCUACAGUCGGUGUGAGGUGAAGGUCAUUGAUUUGGGAAGCAGCUGUUUUGAAACAGAUCAUCUUUGUUCCUAUGUGCAAUCUAGGUCAUAUCGAGCGCCUGAGGUCAUCUUGGGUCUUCCGUAUGAUAAAAAGAUUGAUAUCUGGUCGCUUGGCUGCAUUUUGGCCGAACUUUGUACUGGAAAUGUGCUCUUCCAAAACGAUUCUCCUGCGACUUUACUUGCUCGUGUUAUUGGAAUCAUAGGAUCGAUUGACCAAGGAAUGCUUGCAAAGGGACGGGAUACGUACAAAUAUUUUACCAAAAAUCACAUGCUUUAUGAACGGAAUCAGGAGACCAAUAGGUUGGAAUAUUUGAUCCCGAAAAAGACGUCACUUAGGCAUCGAUUACCUAUGGGUGAUCAAGGGUUCAUUGACUUUGUGGCCCAUCUACUUGAAGUGAAUCCAAAGAAGCGUCCUUCAGCGUCAGAGGCUCUUAAACACCCAUGGCUGUCAUACCCUUAUGAACCGAUAUCUUCUUAAACGGGAUUGGAAUUGCUUUCUUGAUUCAAUCCGCCGAGCUUCUGAGCUCACGCGCUGGUGUUGCUGGGGGAGAAACUCCAAGAAAGUUCUGGAUUUUGUUGAUUUAGUUGAUCCUUACUGGAUUCCAACUCCCCAUGCUUGCGCAAUCGAAGGUGUGAACAGGUAGUAUCUAGAUUUUCUUCCCUCAAAAUUGAGUUUGUAUUAUGACUGAACUCAACCAAAGGAUGUAAGAUUGGAUGAGCCAUAUGUUAACUGUAGGUUUCAUUUUAGUUUUACCUUUACUGGUGGAAGGGAACUCCAAAUCUUGUUGUACAUGAUGUGUGAUCAUUUUUUUAGGCUAUCUAGUAAAAAGCUUGUGCGAUAGCUGGCUCUGGCUUAUCCAAUUUUGGCUUGCCUAUAACUUCUUGGCCGCUCUGUAUUUGUGCAAAAGCAGCCUCUGUAGAAUGCUUCACUUUUUAAGUGUUUGAGGAUGACCAUUGUUUCCAACAAUUUUAAUUAGCUUGAUGGGGUUGGAAUUGAAUCCCGACAGCUUAGGACUUGGGGCCUGGUUAUCCGAUGCAGCUCCCCAGUCCCCUCCAUCCCCUUUCUCUGUUUCUUAGUCACGGGAACUUCAGGGGUUAUGCUACCUAGUGAAUUUAUUCUGGACGAUUUCAUCCAGAGACUUGUGACUGGAAACUGAAAUCUGCAAGUGAGGGAGAAUGCAUCAGUAUUAUGAUGUUUGGAAUAUAGUGUUAUUUCUGAAAGGAUAAGUCCAUAAUGGUUCAAGCUCUGUGUAUUACCCUUUUAUGAUUGUUGAAGGAUUGUUGCAUUUUCUUCUCUGAAAAGGGAAAAGAUAUUAGUUCAACAAACAUGAUUUCAGCACGAUGAAUAGAGAGUCUAAUUGCUGUUGCUUGUCAAAUGAA
This is a messenger RNA of Oldenlandia corymbosa var. corymbosa, 4990 nucleotides long. Lineage: Eukaryota; Viridiplantae; Streptophyta; Magnoliopsida; Gentianales; Rubiaceae. The record is from the annotation of a GenBank genome assembly.